AUGUCUGGUAGUGAUGUGUCUGGUAGUGAUAGUGAUGCAUCUGAAAGAGUUAGUUUAGAUGGUUUAGACAUGGAUGGUAUAGAAGUAGAUGAACUGUGUGAUAGUGAUAAUUCUAUAAGGUUAGAUAGUGCACAUGAAUCUGACUCAGAUGGCCAAAAUUGGCCUGAGUUUAACUUAGAGAAUGACAUGAGUAAUCCUAGACUUAAGCAAGAUGUCAAAAGAGAUUUUUGUUGCUUGGUCUCACUAACCAAACGUAGGAGGGCUAAACUUAGGUCAUUGGAAUUAAUUGAAGGAGCUCAUAAGGCUCAAUAUGAGAAGAUUUAUGAGUACUUGUUGGAGGCAUGCAAAGAUGGCUAUAGGGCUGGUUGUAGGAGAAUAGUAGGUUUAGAUGGAUGUUUCUUAAAGGGCUACUAUGGUGGUUACUUACUUGCAACUGUUGGGAUAGAUGCAAAUAAUAGCAUCUAUCCACUUGCAUAUGUUGCUGUUGAAAGUGAAAACCAAGCAUCAUGGCUUUGGUUCUUGGAGUUGCUUGCAAUAGACUUGAAAAUUAUGAGCUCGAACAAGAUAUCUUUCAUGUCUGACAAACAAAAGGGACUUUUGGAAGCAAUAUGUAUGUUGUUUCCUAAUGCAGAAACAAGACACUGUGUUAGACACCUACAUUCCAAUUUCAAGAAUGCUGGUUUUCGAAUAAAGGAGUUGAAAGAUUUUCUUUGGAAAGCUACCAGAGCAAGCACUACAAGAGAGUUCGAUGAUGCCAUGGAUGAACUGAGAAAAACCAAUCAGCAUGCUUAUGACUGGUUGAAGAAGAAGAACCCUACUCACUGGUCAAUGUCUCACUUCUCAAUUAAGAGUCAUUCUGAUAUGUUGAUGAUACUGGAAGCAAGAGGUAAACCUAUUCAGACCAUGAUGGAAACAAUAAGGACCAAGAUUAUGUUACUUAUUGUCAAGAAGAAAGAAGAAGCUGACAAAUGGAAAGGAAUUUUGUGUCCAAAGAUCAAGAAAAAGCUGGAUGUAAAUAUAAAAGAUUCAUUAAGGUGUGUUCCAUCACAUGUUGGUGGGGACAAGUAUCAGGUUGAAUGUGGUCCAGGCAGCCAGCAUGUGGUGGACUUAGUUCAGAAUUCCUACUCUUGCAGGAACUGGGAUCUUACUGGCAUCCCUUGCAUGCAUGCAUUAGCUGUCAUUCAUGUAAAAAAUGAGUUCCCAGAGACCUAUGUACGAACCUGGUACACCAAGCAAACCCAGCUUCAAAUUUACUCCAACUUUGUAAGUCCAAUAAGGGGUCCUAAACAAUGGGUCUCUUUGUCAAACAUGCUACCAAUACUACCGCCUCCACUAAGAAGGCCACCUGGCAGACCUACUAAAGUGAGAAGGAAAGAACCUGAUAAAUCUCAAACAACAGAAAGGUUGAGCAAGAGAGGGGUGGAAAUGAGGUGCAGUAAAUGCAAAAUAAUAAGCCACAACAAGAGGAGUUGCAAAGGGGAAGUUGGCCAAAACAUUCCACAACAGGCUACCCUCAGACAGCAAAAGGGUACCCCAACUCAGUUACCUACUACCCCAACUCAGAUACCUACUGCCCCAACUCAUCAAGAAGCUGCCCUAAGACAAAAGUUCCCAUUAAAGACAAAAUCAAUCACAACCACUGUUAGAUGGAUGCCUUCUACUCGAGAGUCAUCCAUGACAGACCAUUGA
This is a messenger RNA of Gossypium arboreum, 1689 nucleotides long. RefSeq lists its product as uncharacterized. NCBI's taxonomy places the organism in Eukaryota, Viridiplantae, Streptophyta, Magnoliopsida, Malvales, Malvaceae. The coding region runs from base 1 to 1689 and encodes 562 amino acids. The transcript has 7 exons. Gene Ontology annotation, molecular function: zinc ion binding. The record is from RefSeq and is a predicted model, not a curated record.